AUGGCGACCUGGUCAUCUGCGCCGUGUCAUGACCUGGAACCAAUUUCCUGCAACAAGGCCAAAGGAAAAGCAGGUGAGAUUCCACAUCACUUUUCGCUGCUCAUCGCUAGCACUACAAUCAGCAUUGUCAGCAUGUAUGCCUGUGGUACACUGACACAGUCGCAGCUUCCUCACUGGUCAGCCAUGAGUGCCAACAACGCUUUCAACAGCACAAGCAACUUCGCUUCCUUCCAUCAACAGCCUUUACCCUUAUCACCGCCGCCCGACGCUCGCCACGCCCAUUUUGCACACGUGUCAACGCCCGUCUCGUACCUACAGCACCACUACAACGCCAUCGCACCGCCCAUGCUCUCUCCUCCGCCCGAGAAACCCGUCACGCCCCCGAAGGAACCGCACACAUCCUCCUGCUGGAACACUGCCGCCUACGCUACUCCGCCCUCACAUGCUGCUUCCACCUACCACUUCCACCCUCACCAGUACGCCAGCCUUGCACUGGGUGGCGUGGCACACGUGAGUCCAGCUGUUCCUCAGUCCGUUCCCAGCGCCGUCACUCACGAUGCCAUUCCUCACCAACAAAGCAACAUCGCCGCCGCUCUCCUCACCGCUCACUCGUCGCUCACUGUUCGGCGUUGUCGACGAUGCCGCUGUCCUAACUGCCAGGACACUUCGCGAGACGCUUCAGCUGCCAAGAAGAGGGAACACGUGUGCCAUGUUCCAGGAUGUGGCAAGCUCUACGCCAAGACUUCUCACCUCAAGGCACAUCUGCUCUCGCACAGCGGAGAACGCCCCUUCGUGUGCCACUGGAUCUUCUGCAACAAGGCCUUCACUCGAUCCGACGAACUUCAGCGCCAUCUCAGAACGCACAUCGGUGAAAAACGUUUCCAGUGUGAAGAGUGCGGAAAACGUUUCAUGCGUUCUGAUCAUCUGAACAAGCACGUCAAGACCGACGCGCCCGUCUUGCUUCUGCUUCUCCUGCCGAAGGUGACGACGUUGACGUGGAACUGUGUGACGAUGAGGAGUUUCUCUCCGUUACUCUGCCAGACUCUCCUAUAUCAGAAACAGAAGUUGAUUACGAGGAAAUGCAAAUGCAUACCAUUAGCCAGUUUGAAUAAUCUUAUUGGGAUAUUUAGUUGA
Messenger RNA from Penaeus vannamei (Pacific white shrimp), 1134 nucleotides. NCBI's taxonomy places the organism in Eukaryota, Metazoa, Arthropoda, Malacostraca, Decapoda, Penaeidae. The record is from RefSeq and is a predicted model, not a curated record.